AUGUUACUUAUUAUAAUGGCAGCAGGAUUAAUUAUUGGCAUAACAAUAUGUUAUUUACAAAAUGCAAAUAUGUUAUUAAAUUCUAUAAAUAUUCGUGAUGAUGUACCUUCAAAUCAACAAAAAAAUCCAAGCAAAUUAAAAAGAUCAUCUUCUCAUCUUUUAUUUUUAUGUAAACAUUCUAAAGAAAUUCGUAAAAUAUUAUUAAAUGAAGAAGCAUUAAUGGAAAUAAUGUCUAAUACAUUAAAACAUGCUGUAUUCGGAAUUUUUAUUGGAAUAUGUGUUUUAAUUUAUUUUGCUAUUACAUUUACUGCAAUUGCUGCUUUUGCUGAAAUAUUGAAGGUUAUUUAUGAAAAGCAUAUUCAAAAUAUGAUAUCUCAUGUACUUUCAAUGUAUUUUACUGAUUUUAUGAAUAAAUCAGCAAAUAGUGCACUAGCGAAAUUAUAUCACCGUUUUUCAUCAACUUGUAGAUAUUUUCGAAAUUAUAUUUUUGGUCAUUUUAUGCCAUUAAUAAAUAUUAAAUUACGUUAUGUAUUAGUAUUAAUUUUUCUUCUUAUGGGUAUUCUAGGUUAG
Messenger RNA from Rotaria sordida, 570 nucleotides. The record is from the annotation of a GenBank genome assembly. NCBI's taxonomy places the organism in Eukaryota, Metazoa, Rotifera, Eurotatoria, Philodinida, Philodinidae.